Molecule: messenger RNA, 3795 nt
Organism: Amborella trichopoda
Lineage: Eukaryota; Viridiplantae; Streptophyta; Magnoliopsida; Amborellales; Amborellaceae
Source: RefSeq, a predicted model, not a curated record
CUUUUAAAUGGACUAUUGCAAGCAUAUUUAUGUUUUCUUAAUCAUCUUUGACAUUUCUCAAUGUGUGUAUGUGCUUGCUAAUGGAACUUUUAUUUGGCUAUUAUCAAACUGAAUGUAUUAUAAUUUAUAAUCGCAUACAAAGUGGAAACUUCAACAAUCAGAAUCUUUUUCUUGAAGAACCAUAGAGAGAAUUUCCACUGGUAUUUGGCUAGUCCCAUCAUAAUCCAUGUUACCAUUUCGUUGGCUAUAGGAAGCAGUGAAUUGUUUAUAUUACACAGCUCACUUUACAGAUUGUUGUCAUGUAAAGGGAUGUAUACCAUGGUUGUUCUAGGCCCCGUCUUAAGGUAACUUCCAUUCUUGAUAGUAAGAUGAUGUCACUAUGGACCUAUCCCAAGUACCAAGUUUUUAAUGGAUGGGAGUUUCUGGAUUCUCAUAUGAUAAAACUACCACAAGAAGGAAGGUGGAGUGCCUAACUUUGUGAAAUCGUAUAUGUGCCUCAUUUAGUAAUAUUAUAAUAUGAAUUUUUUGCUAUGUUGGGUGGUUUCUGAAUAUUCUUGGGUUAGAUGUCCUUAUAAUCUGCCAUAUUGGGUGGUACAAUAUCCUUAUUCAUGUGCUUUACAGAUCAAGUUAAUGUUUCUAUAAUUCUUUACACACUUAUUAUGUAUGAUGACUUACCUCUAGUUUAUGUCUAAUAUUUCUCCAGCCUGAAUUAUAGGUGUUUGCACCUUAAUGGUUUGUCUGUAGUCAUAUAAUUUUGUUUUUGACCUUUGCGUUUUCUGGAUGGUUCUUGUUCUUCUCCCACAUAAAUGCCAUUUGAAAACAUGUAUGCUUCUUUUUAGACUAAAUUUUCUUUUGUUAUAUUCAAAUGUUUUCUUCUCUUCCAGGUACAUGCUGUCCUCUACAUGCCAACAUGACUUCCUCAAUCUUGCUAUUUACUAGAAUGAUCUUAUUUUCGUGAUCACUUUCAGUCCAUGAAAUGUUUUUCUUGCAGCAUUUCCAUUUUUUGGUUCUUGUCAAUUGUUCAAAUGGAGGAGCUUAAAUUGACCAUAUAUUGGUGUGGUUUAUGGGUGAAUGCUCUCAUAUUUCUGUGGAUUUUGAUGAUAUUGUCUCUGUGAUCUUGGAGAACUAUGAAUCUUUCCAAACAAGCUCAGAGAAAUCCGAUCAGGAUAAGCCAUGUUCUCUUGACUAUAAGGUGCUGGAAUUUCUCAAAACUGGGGACAAUGCUCCUCCCAUCUCAGAGCUCCUGGAGAAUGUUCCAUCUUUGCCACAGACUGCUCAUGCCAAGGAUGAUGUGGGAAACCCCAAAUAUUGGUCAAGAAUUUGCUUGCACAAUAUGGCAAAGCUAUCCAAAGAAGCAACUACCAUACGGCGUGUCCUUGAACCUUUGUUUCGCUAUUUUGAUAAAGGAAAUCAUUGGUCGCCUCAGAAUGGGCUUGCUUUUAUGGUUUUGUUGGAUAUGCUUUUGUUGAUGGAAAAAUUGGGACAAAAUACCCACUUUUUGCUGUCUCUUUUAAUCAAGCAUCUUGAUCACAAAAAUGUUGCCAAAGAACCUAAUCUACAGGUUGACAUUAUUGGUGUUACCACCCGUCUUUCUCAGUACUCAAAGCUCCAAGCUUCAGUUGCAAUUAUUGGUGCAAUCAGUGACCUGAUGAGACAUUUACGCAAGAGCAUGCAGUGUUCUUUUGAGGCGACAAAUUUAGGUGAUGACAUCAAUAAGUGGAACCAUAAUUUUCAGUCUUCAUUGGAAGAGUGCCUUAUACAGCUGGCAAAUAAGGUAGGAGAUCUUGGGCCUAUCCUUGAUAUGGUAGCUGUGAUGCUGGAGAAUAUCUCAACUUCAACCAUAGUUGCUAGAACAACAAUUUCAGCGAUUUAUCGUACUACACAAAUAGUGGCAUUCAUUCCUAAUGUAUUGUACAACAGUAAGGAAUUUCCUGAAGCUUUAUUUCAUCAGUUACUGUUGGCAAUGGUCCAUCCAGAUCAUGAAACACGUGUUGGAGCUCAUCGUGUGCUUUCUGUGGUGCUUUUACCAUCUUCAGUUGCCCCUCAGAUUGGGUCAGUUUCUUCAGAGUCACCAAACGGACCACUUUCAACAACUGUCCCUGGCCUUUCUUCAUGUGCUGGUCUUUUUGAAAUGAUCGUAAAAGAACAAUCUUCCAAGCUAGGUGCAUUGCCGGGAGGAAAAUACAAAGGUAAUAUGAUGGAAGAUGGAAUGAAAGAGAAAUUGGUGCAAUUGGGUGUUGAUGCAGGAAACGAAAAGGUGAACAAUGAUGUAAAACUGUACACAGCUCAUCCAUCUCAAAGUCGAUCUUAUAGUAUGAAGCUAUCUUCUCCACGUUUGGUGACAGAUGGAGGAACUAUUACUGAGACUGAGAAGGAUGCUGAGCCAACUUCACUUCGAUUGAGCAGCCCCCAAAUGAGUCUAAUGCUUUCAUCCUUAUGGGUUCAAGCAGUAUUCCCUGAAAAUGCUCCUGCAAAUUUUGAAGCAAUAGCUCAUACUUACAACCUCAUUUUAUUGCUUUCUCUAGUGAAGAACUCAAGUCAUGAGACUCUAGUUCGAGCAUUUCAGCUUGCAUAUUCUCUGAGGAGUAUCUCCCUUGAGCGGGAAGGUGGUCUACAGCCAUCUCGUCGACGAUCUCUCUUUACAUUAGCAACGUGUAUGCUUAUAUCUCUAGCAAGGAUUUACAGUGUUAUUUCACUAAUUCGUAUUUUAAAGGCACUGCUUACAGAUAGAACGCUUGAUCCUUAUCUUCACUUGGUGGAAGAGAACAGGCUGGUGGCUGUUGUCCCAUCUGGGAAACCUGUUUAUGGAUCAAAGGAAGACGAUUCUGCUGCACUGAAAUCCCUCUCUGCAAUUGAAAUCACAGAGGAACAUUCAAAGGAAUCUUAUGUCUCCCUCAUUAUGAACAACUUGGGAUCUUUGCCAGAGGUCGAGUCCUCGAGCAUAAGGCAACAGUUACUGGAGGAAUUUGCACCAGAUGAUGCAUAUCCUUUGGGGUCACAGUUGUUCAUGGAGACCCCCUGGCCAUACUCCCCAUCUGCUUCAAAAGAUCAGAAGCCUUUUGAUGAGAUCAUGUCUACAUCUUUCUGCACAGAUGAUGAUGCUUCCUUGGAAAUGUUUGGAAACCAAAUCAAUGACAGUACACAGCUCUCAGACUCUGAGGUGAUAAAUGUCAAUCAAUUGAUUGAGUCGGUUCUUGAAACUGCCCGACAAGUUGCAAGUGUCCCAGUUUCCAUGACGCCUGUGCCUUAUGAUCAAAUGAAGGAGCAGUGUGAGGCCCUUGUUAUGGGGAAACAACAGAAGAUGUCUUUGCUUAUGAAUGGCAAGCAUCAAGAAGACUUGGUGUUAUGUGAUUUGCCACAAUAUGAAGAAAGAAAAGGCCUAUCCUCUCCUCAGAAGAAAAUAUAUGAUACUAGGAGCUUAGAAGAGACAGAUGAAAUACGAAUGGUGGUCGAUUGUUCCCUGUUUUGUUCAAGUGAAUAUCAGCAAUCUUUCCGGCUGCCGCCUUCGAGCCCAUUUGACAAAUUCUUGAAAGCUGCUGGGUGUUAGUUGAAUUGUCGGCUCCCUAUGUGUAUGUAAUAUCGUGAAUCUCCGAUUUCUAAAAUGAAUUGUAAUAUUUUCUUUCCCUAUUUAUAAUCAUUUUUUAAUUCAUUAUUUGUACUUUUUGUCUCAUAUCUAUGAGUGUUGUUGAAAUUAAAUGUGAUUGUGUGAGAUGGCCAAAGGUGGCUUGUAGAGAAAAACUAUGUAUAUGGUGAAAGCUUUUUGAAUACCCUGAAAUUAGAAUUAUACAUCAAAAC